Heterobasidion irregulare TC 32-1 is the source of this 1098-nucleotide messenger RNA. RefSeq lists its product as uncharacterized. The coding region runs from base 1 to 1098 and encodes 365 amino acids. The transcript has 3 exons. Lineage: Eukaryota; Fungi; Basidiomycota; Agaricomycetes; Russulales; Bondarzewiaceae. The record is from RefSeq and is a predicted model, not a curated record.
AUGUCGACACAGUCGAACGCGGGCAACGGCCAGCCGCAGUCGCAGCCUGCUCAGCCUGUCGCAUACCCUCCAUCGCUCGUUGACAAAAUCCCUUCUGUUAAACUGUUUAUUCCUCCGAAAGGCCCCUUCUCUCCCCAAAUAUCCGAGCGCUGUUUUACCUAUUCAUCCCAGACCGCUCGGGGGCGCACACUGGGUGAAGAGCCCUGGUCACGCACUGUCUGUAUCCGCCGCGUCUUCAAUCAUGAGGUACGCAGACAGCUCGACCCUCGCUGGCGGCACCCGCUCGAUCCUUUCAAAGCCGUUGUUCCACUCGACAUCCCGCUCCCGCCCGAGUCGCGCACCCCUAUCAGUGGGUUCCUUGCCGGCCCCGCAGCCCCAUCUUCUCCGUCGCCCAACUCGUCCACCUCACCGCCUCCUUCGCGCGCACCAUUUUCCCCUUCGACCUCAAUCUCGACAUCGGCCCGAGACACGUCCGGGGCCGAGCCGCCGCAUCAGAAAUACUGGGAGCCGGGAUACUACCUAUGGCUCUCGCGCUCGCGGCAUGCGACGCAGGAGCAUAUGGACCUGAUGUCGCGGAGCCUGACGCAGCAGGCGGUAUACGAACGCCAAAAGCAGGAGGCUAACGAGACGUGGGCGCGCGCAGCGAAGCGGGGACAGGCGGUGUGGUAUUGGGCGGAUUCACCGGAGGGUACAGAGGGGCGGACGGAUGGCCAAGCGCAGGGAGCUACUGGCGCAGACGCGCAGGUACAGGUGCAGGGGGGCGGUGGGGCUGGAGAUGGGGUUGCGCUUCCGCCAAUGCAUACGGGCCCGCCGUUUCCUGACUUGUUCGACAAUCAAACGCUUUUGAUUUCGCUCUCACACCCGCCGCCCGCGUUACAUGUGCCGUCGCUCAUCGCAAAAUAUCUCGCGCCGACCCCAACGCUGCUCGCUCUUGUGCGCGAUUCGGUCGUGUCAGGGCGCCAGGCGCAGCUUGUGGACCGCCUCGCUGGGUCUGUGCGCCAGGGCGAUCCGUGGACGCUUGCGGGGAAUGUGGCCACGCGGAUGUGGAAGCUGUUGUGGAAGGACGAAGAGGGCGGACAAGGGAAAGAGGGGGUAUAG